This is a messenger RNA of Clunio marinus, 267 nucleotides long. The record is from the annotation of a GenBank genome assembly. NCBI's taxonomy places the organism in Eukaryota, Metazoa, Arthropoda, Insecta, Diptera, Chironomidae.
AUGAUGAAAGUGAUAACUUUUACAAAAAAAACACAUGAAAAUGAAAAUGUUGUCGAGAGAUUUGAAGUUACUUACGGCAUGCCGAUUCUUUGUCGGAGAAUUCCUCGUAAACCACAACAAAAUUUAGUUGAAAAGAGACUUGAAAGUUUGCAUGAUGUCCACUCGUUGAAAAGGAAAUUGAAUGAGAAUAAACACAAUUACAUGAAAUAUGAAGAAGUUUAUGAAAGCGAACUACAGAAAUGUGAGAAAGUUUUAGAAAAGUCAUAA